AUGUCGUCCGAACAGGCCUUCGGCGUAACGCCUCCAAUUUCCGUCCAGCUUCCAACUGAGGCAGAGUUGCGCCAGUCUGAUGCCCUUCUGGAAGAACUCAAACGUCAAAAGACAUUUGAGAGCCCGGCAGAGACAGCCAAAAGAGAAGAAGUCCUAGCCUCGAUUCAAAUCAUUUGCGAUGCGUUCGUCCGCCGAGUCGCCGAAGAGAAAGAACCCAAGAACGAAGUCCUCAUCCGCAAUGCGAGAGGCAGAGUCUUCACCUACGGCAGUUAUCGACUUGGUGUUUAUGGUCCCGGCUCGGAUAUCGAUACCCUAAUCGUCGCACCCAAAUACGUAACCCGUGAAGACUAUUUCAAACAUUUUCCAGAUUUGCUGGUCUCGAUGGCUCCCAAGGACGCAAUCACUGAUAUGGCUGUUGUGACCGAUGCGUUUGUGCCUAUUAUCAAGUUUGAGUACUUUGGCAUCAGUAUCGAUCUGAUUUUCUCCAGGAUCAUCCAGAAACAAUUGGCACCGGACUUCAAGGAUCUCAAGGACUCGGGCUUGCUGCGCGGAUUGGAUGAAGCAGAGCUGCGGUCUCUCAACGGCACGCGAGUAACGGACGAGAUUCUCACCCUUGUACCAGAGCAAAGCACCUUUAAAAACGCUUUACGGGCGAUCAAACUAUGGGCGCAACGCCGCGCCGUGUAUGCCAACAUCAUGGGCUUCCCUGGUGGUGUAGCAUGGGCCAUGCUUGUCGCGCGCGUCUGUCAACUUUAUCCCAAGGCCACACCUGCAGUCAUCGUCAAUAAGUUUUUCCUAGUCAUUAGCCAGUGGCGCUGGCCGCAACCUGUUCUUCUCAAACCAAUUGAGGGUGGUCCUCUGCCCGUUCGUGUUUGGAACCCCAAGCUAUACAAGGGUGACACGUUUCAUCUCAUGCCAGUCAUCACUCCCGCCUAUCCUUCAAUGUGCGCCACCUUUAAUAUCACCCGUUCGUCCAAGACAAUCAUCAAUCGAGAGCUUAAACGAGCUCUCCAGAUCUCGGAGAGCAUCAUGGUCGGCACACGCCCUUGGAGCGAUCUCUUCGUUAAACAUUCGUUCUUCACAACCGGUUACAAAUACUACAUCUCCGUGGUGUCUGCUGCGAAAACAAAAGAGUCCCACACAAUUUGGUCCGGCUAUGUCGAAUCCAAGGUUCGAAUGUUGGUACAGAAGCUCGAGCAGCAUCAGUCCAUUGCUCUGGCCCAUCCUUUCAAUAAGGGUUACGAGCGACAACACCGAUGUCAAAACGAGAAGGAAAUCGAAUCUGUGCAGGAAGGUAGCCUUGACUUCUUGUAUAAGGGAGACGCCGCGGAACCUACCAUUAUCAAGAUCGAGCCUGCGGUUGCCGAAUUACCAAUCAAGACUGAGAAUGGAGAGGACGACAAACCCAUCAAAGCUGAGAAUGGUGAGAAUGGAAUGACUGUCAAAUCUGAAACUGCAGAAGAUAAUGGUCCCAUCACCGCUGAACCCAUCAAAUCUGAGACACCCAACGAUUCUAAACCUUCGGAAACACCUGCGGUAAGCGGUGCGACUGAUGUUUAUACGACUACACAUUACAUCGGUCUGGAGCUGGCCGCUGGCGCCAAAUCACUUGAUCUAUCUUAUCAGGUUGAAGAAUUCAAAGAACUCUGCACCUCUUGGCAAAAGUACAAGGAUGAUUUGAAGGAUGUUGUGUCUAUCGGUAUUCAACACGUUCGAAAUUUCAACCUACCAGACGACGUAUUCGAGGACGGCGAGAAAAAGCCCCAGAAAAAGUCUGCAGCUAAGGGCGCGGCAAACAACAAGAAACGCGGACCCUCAGAGGAAACGCCGCCCCCUGCAAAGAGACAGCAAUCUUCAAUUGCGGCCGCGGGCUGA
This is a messenger RNA of Fusarium poae, 1875 nucleotides long. RefSeq lists its product as uncharacterized. The coding region runs from base 1 to 1875 and encodes 624 amino acids. The record is from RefSeq and is a predicted model, not a curated record. Lineage: Eukaryota; Fungi; Ascomycota; Sordariomycetes; Hypocreales; Nectriaceae. The transcript has 6 exons. Gene Ontology annotation, molecular function: poly(A) RNA polymerase activity; RNA binding. Gene Ontology annotation, cellular component: nucleus.